GUCAAAGAAAACGGAAAGUCAGAAAAAAGAACUGAAAGAGAAACGCAAAGAUUGCGUAUAUGUGUUAGUUAAUUUUAUAAGAAAUUGUAAUUUUCAACUUAUCAUUUUAUAAUUAAACCUUAAAAAAGUAACUAAUUAAUUUCAUAACUUUUUAACGGGAAAUCAACAUGUGAACUAUAAAAAGUCUUAAAUUGUUUCAAUAAAAAAUAACAUCUUUAGGUUUUAUAACAUAAAAGAAGAAAAAACUGACAGCAUAAGUUAAUAGUGUGUGCGUUUGCAGUUUUUUGGUUUGCGUCUGUGAAAAAAUAGGAAAAAAAAUUAACGCGUGCCUCCAGCCGCUACGUGGGACUUUAUUUUUUUUGCCAAAAACUUUAAAUUUAUAAUUUUUUUAUAUUUUCUCAAAAAUUCGCCUACAAAGGCAAUUGUUAAAUAAAAACAAUACGCUACUGACUGCAAUUUUUAUAAUUAAAGGCCUAAAAAGGCCGUAAAAAUUAAGUGUGAAAAUUGAGAAAAAAAUUAUAGUAUAAAAAUCCAGCAACAACGUGCUUUCACCUUUGUGCUGUCUAUCCAGCUUAGCAGCAGCUGCAGCCGUAUAAGUCUGAAAAAAAAAAAAAAACAAAAAUGUCGGCCGAUUCAAAGUCUCAACCGUCUAAUCAGCCUCCCUUGUCACAAUUGUGGCCGGGUUUUGGUUCGACUUCUUCUGAACUUAACAACCCUAUGGAGCAACUUCAUCCCCAACAAUCAGCUCCAACAUCCUUGUCUAUGGGUAAACCACAUGCUCAGCAAACUAAUAUUAACAAUAAUUAUGUGAAUUUUAAUCAAUUUAUCAUGCAACAUAAUCUUAAUUCGCCACAUCAAACUAAAUCACCCUUGUCUUCUUCAUUAGAGGAUCAAUUUACCAAAGUAGAGGGAAAUCAAAAUUCCAAUUAUGAGGAUGUUUUUAGUUUUAUUCAUAAUAUUGGUGGAUUGAAUAAUAACAACAACAACAAAGGCAACAACAAUAAUGGCAACAAGAAUUCUAAUCAUCAGCAACAACCACAACAGCUCAAACAUCAACAAUAUAAUUACUUCAAUCCCUCUCUACCCCAAUAUCCAUUUGCCAACUAUAAUAAUAACAACAGUGUAUUCACCGAUGGUCUGCAAAACUAUAAUAUAAAUCCUAAUACUGCCCCUGGUAUAGCAACAUCUACAGCAGCCGUCAAUCCCUCUACAUCAACUGGUAACCAAAAUUAUUAUGAUAACCGUAACUCAUAUGGUAACUUUAAUACGAAUGGAACGACUUACUAUGCCAAUCCCUUUGCUACGGGUUUUGAUUUCAACAAUACUAAACUGCAAGCAAAUGCUCCAGAAUUUGUGCCAAGAUUUGAUAAACUUUCGUUGAACGAAACAAAUCAAGAUGCUAAUAAACAACAAACUCAUAGUCAACAGGCUAAAGAAACUGAAACUUCAAAUGGCAAUUUAAAAGAAGAUUUUAAUAAAAAUGAAGGAAAUGAAUCCAAAGAUAAAACCAAAAAUUUGGAUUCUAGCUUUGAGAAGGAAGAAAAACGUCAACAACAAAGACACGAACGUUCUCGUGGCAAUAAUCGUCAUCAAAAUAAGCACGAUAAGGAAAAUAAUAAAAGAAACAAUAAUCGUUUGGAAAAGAAUAUGGAAAGAUUUUCUCGAAAUUUACAAGAGAAACAUCAAAAUAAUGAUUCAGCCUCAAAUUCGAAUUCUUCCACUCCUUCGUUGACAAUGAAUGGUAGAGGAGAACGUGAACAGCAGCAACAACAACAGCAACCGGGGGUAUCUAAAGCAACAGGAGCUUUUAGUAAAAAUCAACGUGGUUCCAUGAAUGGCAACAAUAAUGAGAAACAAAGAAAUCAAGAUGGCCAAGAUAAGUCUGGUGGUGAAAAAAACAAUUUCAAUAAACGUUAUCAGAAUGGCAGACGUUCUCAAGAUUAUGUAGAACGUGAGGAACGUUAUGAACGUUACGUGGAUCGUGGUGAACGUUCUGAACGUGGCCAUAAUCAACGUAAUCAGCAGCGCAAUGACUAUCAUCAACGUUAUGAUAAUUAUCGCAGUAAUAAGAGACGUGAUGAUUGGAAUCGUAAUCGUGAUCGUAUAAAUGGUUUUCGUGUAGAGGAAAAAUACUCCAAUGAUAAUGGCAAAGAUAGUCCUUUGGCAUCGCCUGAAAAGAGGUCUCCUAAAAAGUCUUAUGACAAGGAAAAUGAGAAGCUUUCACAAAGAGAAAAAUUAAUAAGAGAUAUUGAAACUAGACGUCUGGAAUGUUUAGUUUGUGUAGAGCCUAUUAAGGCUCAUCAGAGUGUUUGGUCUUGUCAUAAUUGCUAUCAUAUACUACAUUUGCAGUGCAUAAUAAAAUGGGCCUCUUCCUCGAAAUCCGACGACGGCUGGCGUUGUCCUGCCUGUCAGAAUGUAGAAAAAGAAGUUCCUCGUGAUUACUACUGUUUCUGUGGUAAAUUAAAGAAUCCCACAAAUAAUCGUCAAGACAUAGCACAUUCUUGCGGUGAAGUAUGUGGACGUGUAGAGGGCUGUGCUCAUGCCUGUACUUUGCAGUGUCAUCCCGGUCCCUGUCCUCCUUGUCAGGCACAGGUAAAGCGUGAAUGUGGUUGUGGCAAAACCUCGAAAAUUAUGCAAUGCUGCUUAAAGGAAACCAUAGAAUGUGAUUCCACUUGUGAGAAACUAUUGAAUUGUGAAUUGCACACUUGUCAGGAGAAAUGUCAUGAGGGCAAAUGUCCCGCCUGUAAAGAGAAGGUUGAUCAAAAGUGUCACUGUGCUAAACAAGAAAGACAAGUUACUUGUACACGCGAGUCGCAUGACAAACACAACUAUUCAUGUGGUAAAAUUUGUGGCAAAAAUUUAACAUGUGGCAAUCAUCAGUGUAAAGACAGUUGCCAUCCCAAUGAAUGUAGACCCUGUAAAUUGAGUCCUGACAAUGUCACCUCUUGUCCCUGUGGCAAAAUGCCUAUUAUGGCCGAACAGCGCAAAUCCUGUUUAGAUCCCAUACCCGUUUGUGAGGGUGUCUGCGGUAAAACUUUAAAAUGUGGCAAAGCUACUAAUCCUCACCAUUGCACGGCAAAAUGUCAUUUGGGUAAUUGUCCUCCAUGCAAUAAACAAACUGCUGUCAAGUGUCGCUGUGGCCAUAUGGAUCAAAUGAUAAAAUGUCGCCAGCUGUCGACUAGAGCGGAUGAUGCUAGAUGCAAGAAACGCUGCACGAAAAAACGUUCCUGUGGCAAGCACAAAUGUAAUCAAGAGUGCUGCAUAGACAUCGAUCAUUUCUGUCCACUGCCUUGUAAUUAUACGCUCUCUUGUGGCAAGCACAAGUGUGAUCAACCCUGUCAUCGCGGCAAUUGUCCACCUUGUUAUCGUUCCUCUUUCGAAGAGCUCUUCUGUGAGUGUGGUGCUGAAGUUAUCUAUCCCCCCGUGCCCUGUGGCACUAAACGUCCCGUUUGCAAACGCCCCUGUUCGCGUAAACAUCCUUGCGAUCAUCCGCCACAACAUAACUGCCAUUCAGCAGCCACAUGUCCUCCCUGUAUGAUGUUCACUACGAAAUGGUGUUUCGGUCACCAUGAACAACGCAAAACGAUACCCUGUUCUCAGCAGAGUUUUUCCUGUGGUUUGGCCUGUAAUAAACCUUUGCCUUGUGGUCGCCACAAGUGCAUUAAGACUUGUCAUGAGGGUCCGUGUCAAGUACCCGGUGAGAUUUGUAAACAAAGUUGUACUACUGCUCGUUCUACUUGUGGGCAUAAGUGUAUGGCUCCGUGUCACAAUGGUGAUUGUCCUGAGAAUCCCUGUAAAGAGAUGGUUGAAGUUCAAUGCGAAUGUGGCAAUCGCAAACAAAUGCGCACUUGUGCCGAAUUGGCACGUGAAUUCAGUCGUAUUGCUACUGCCCAAUUGGCCUCAUCCAUGGCUGAAAUGCAACGUGGCAACUAUAUGGAACUAUCGGAAAUUUUAGCUCCAGUCAAACUCUCUGGUAAAUCUACUAAAACUUUAGAUUGCAACGAAGAAUGUCGCCUACUCGAACGUAAUCGUCGCUUGGCUAUAGGUCUACAAAUACGUAAUCCUGAUUUGCCACAAAAACUCUUAACAAAAUAUUCUGAUUUUAUACGUAACUUUGCUAAACGUGAUCCAGCUUUGGUCAAGUCCAUACAUGAAGCUCUAACCACUCUAGUGAAAUUGGCCAAAGAAAGUAAACAAAAGUCACGUUCCCACUCGUUUCCCACCAUGAAUCGUGAAAAACGUCAGCUAGUACAUGAAAUGUGUGAAAUGUUUGGUGUCGAAUCAGUGGCCUAUGAUGCUGAACCUAAUCGUAAUGUGGUAGCUACUGCUUUUAAGGAUAGAUCUUGGCUUCCUGCUACUAGUAUUAUGGAAGUAAUGGCUCGUGAGGCUGGUCAAAGACGUGUACCAGUACCGAGUAAUAAUGCCUGGGGUUUAAAGAGAUAAUGCUAUUAAUAACAUACACACACACACACACAAAGAUAAUUAAGUUCAAACUUAAUUUCAACAUAAAAUUUUUUCGUUUAAAAUCAUCACUUAUUUAUAUACCUACCUAUAAACAAAAACAACAAAUAAUUUACAAAUAAUAAACUAACCCCACUAAAAUGAAUUACAAA
Messenger RNA from Lucilia sericata (common green bottle fly), 4613 nucleotides. RefSeq names its product protein shuttle craft (gene stc). Gene Ontology annotation, cellular component: nucleus. Gene Ontology annotation, biological process: negative regulation of transcription by RNA polymerase II. Bases 622 to 4443 code for a protein of 1273 amino acids. Gene Ontology annotation, molecular function: DNA-binding transcription factor activity, RNA polymerase II-specific; zinc ion binding; RNA polymerase II transcription regulatory region sequence-specific DNA binding. Lineage: Eukaryota; Metazoa; Arthropoda; Insecta; Diptera; Calliphoridae. The transcript is spliced from 4 exons. The record is from RefSeq and is a predicted model, not a curated record.